AUGUGUCUCACAGACGAGCGCAAGUUCCCCUUCUUCUCCCUCCCAGCAGAGGUGAGAUGUAUGGUUUACCGCGCAAUCCUGACCAUGACCAGCACCAUCACCAGAUCCACCAAAGAGCAUCUUAAAAAUGACAAGCAACCCACGCAAGCCUCCCAGCAGCUCGAACAAAUAACGAUUUUCAACAACCUUGCCUUGUCCUGCAAACAAAUCCGCAACGAGCUAUUCUACGAGCACGUCGCCUACGUCCUUCCUCUCACGCAGGUCCAUCUAGGCAGCGCCUACCGCACCCCCACACCUUCAGCCCUAGCUUUAACCAACCAUAAAAUACUCCAACAGCUACAGUUCUCGGCUUUCCUCACGCAGCACAUCUACCACCUUAAGACCCUGGAGAUCGUUUUCACUGAUCCUUUCUAUCUCCCUAUUCAGCAACUCACGAGCGCGACCGCGAGCGGGUCAGUGCUGCCGGGUUCAGGUCCGGGUGUGGCCGAGGAGGAGGCCGAGGAGGGGGUCGAGGAGUGGAGUGACAGUGAUAAUAACAGUGACGAGGGUUACUAUGAAUUCGCGCACUUCUUUUGCAGUUUCUGCUGGGAAGAUCUAAUGACGCUGCCGCCGACUUUGAAGAAGGUGAUCUUCCGGGUGUGGUGCCGUAAGGAUCCGGAUGAUGAAAUUCAUCCUGCUGCCGUUUAUGAGACCUGGGAAGUCACACAGUGGUAUCAUAGGAGGAGAGUCGAAGAGGAGCAGUAUGAGAGGACUGGGAUUUGGGAGAGAAUGGAAGAGGAGUAUAAGGAUGGCGAUGAGAGCAAGGAAAUGCAGGAGUAUAAGAUUGAGUACCAUGUUGGUGCUAUCGACGUUGAGUGGCCUUUUUCAGAAAGGAUCUGAAGCACUACGUCUUCGGCAGUAGAGGGAGAGGGGGUUUCUUACUGCUGCUUUAUUUCCUUUGAUUUCGAGUCCUUUUCGUAAACCUACUUCAACUUCAAAAUUCUUCUCACCUGAAUUUGGUUUCCUGUCACGUUAUGCCUCUGAAAAGGAUAUAUAUGACCGAAUCAAUUCCGCAUCAGUUUCACAAAGUCCGGCCGUACCCCUAUCGACAAGGACACGGGCACUAUAUAGCAUGUUUGGGCUGAAGUCAGGAAGAAAUUGCUUCAUCGAUGAGCAUAGACUCUCAAGCCUCUACCGAAUAUCUGAAUGCUUUGGCAAGGCGACUGGUAUGUUGGAUACCUACCUACUCAAAAAGGGCACAAGCAAUACACUCGGUCUUUGGGAAU
Molecule: messenger RNA, 1265 nt
Organism: Neurospora hispaniola
Lineage: Eukaryota; Fungi; Ascomycota; Sordariomycetes; Sordariales; Sordariaceae
Exons: 3
Coding region: 1-879 (292 amino acids)
Source: RefSeq, a predicted model, not a curated record